AUGCACAAAAACCGUCAUCAUAUAUACCGAUCACGCAGCCACAGUGUCAAUCGCAAAGCAGACGUCGCUAACCAACUGCGCUUGACCGACGCCUUCCUGACCAAGGAAGACUUCGAGGCAUAUCUCUGCUGGGAAUUCCGAAAAGCCAACAGCGAUCAAGACCCGAUCAGCAAUACAAAAGCUUGCACCCACGCCAGCCUCGUGCCAAGCGUUAGCAUUGGAUACACCACCGUCCUCGCGGUGUUGUGGCCCUCCGUCAAUUUCAUCUGCUUCGUCGUGUUCGUCUGCUUUGUGAUGUUCGUCUGCUUCGUCACGUUCUUCUUGUUGAUCAAGGCAUUCGGGUUGGCCCGUCCUGUUGAGCGGUACAAUCACGAUCUGUCCUCCAUUCUCCAGCGAUUCGGCCUCAAUCGCCGCCAUUCGCUCGCUUCGAUCAACAGCAUCGCUGUUGGUCAAGCGAUGCUGCUGCGCACCCUACUCCUUGCUCUGUGCCCGCCACUCCGAUAA
Molecule: messenger RNA, 504 nt
Organism: Aspergillus novofumigatus IBT 16806
Lineage: Eukaryota; Fungi; Ascomycota; Eurotiomycetes; Eurotiales; Aspergillaceae
Exons: 4
Coding region: 1-504 (167 amino acids)
Source: RefSeq, a predicted model, not a curated record